AUGCUCUACCUCACUUCUCUUGUCUCUGCUGCUCUUCUCGUCGCUAACAGUGUCGUCGGACACCCCGGCGAAGCUCCUCCGACUUCAUUCGAGCUUAGUCGUCGUGCUGAGCUUGAAAUGGUCACCCGCCGUUCCCUUGCGGAUUGUCAGAGCCAUCUUGCUCGACGUGGAUACACAGACAAGACUGCUGCUCGUCGUGCCGCGCUUGCUGAGGAGCUCCGACAGAAGCGUGGGCUUGCGACUCAGGUGGUGGGUACUAGCCACCUGGCAAAUGUGACGGGCCUCGAUCCCUUUACGUCGAACUCGUCUUGUGUGGUCACUCCCGAACUCGAUCUUGGCCCAUACUACGUACAGGGAGGAUAUGUCCGCUCAGACAUGCGUGAAGACCAGAUCGGAGUUCUCGCAUACGUCGACAUAGAGUUAAUCGACGUCUCCACCUGCGAGCCCAUAACCACCGCCUAUCUCGAUGUUUGGCAUUGUAACGCGACUGGUGUCUACGGUGGAGUCGUUGGGAAUGGUAAUGGCGAUGAGAAUGACGCGAGUAACUGGAAUAACACUUUCCUCCGCGGUAUCCAGCAGAUGAAUGACGAAGGAUAUGCUCAAUUUGAAACUAUCUUCCCCGGACAUUAUUCUGGACGCACUACUCAUUUCCACAUGAUAGUCCAUGAAAACGGAACGCUUUUCGACAAUGGUACCUUCUCAUCAGACACUACCCAACAUAUUGGCCAAGUGUUCUUUGACCAAGACCUCAUCAACUCUGUUGAAGCGACCUCUCCCUACACCAGCAGCACCUAUUCCAUAACAUUGAACGAAAAUGACCCCGAUUUCGUGUCGGCUGUCACGCCUGAGACUGGAACCGGCGUUGACCCCGUUUUGGACUAUGUCUACCUCGGCGACGACCUCUCGGACGGUCUCCUUCUCUGGGGUACAGUCGGCGUUGACCUUACAGCUAGCUACGAGGCUAAUCCCGGAGGUUAUCUUACUGAAGCCGGAGUUGUCGAAAACACCGAUUCCCGUGCCAAUGAAGGGGCUUCUGGCAUGAAUGGUACUGAUGCUGGCUCUGACGGAUCGGAUGGCACCACUACCACUACUGACAGUGAGAGUAGCUCUACAACCCAGCUGAUAUGCACUUGUUCCUCGAUUUAGAUGCUGGGAUUAUUCAGUUGUGGAAAGAUAGUACUCGUAAAAACGCUUGUUAUUAUUUGAAAAUGCUAGUUGAC
Desarmillaria tabescens is the source of this 1220-nucleotide messenger RNA. RefSeq names its product aromatic compound dioxygenase. The record is from RefSeq and is a predicted model, not a curated record. The coding region runs from base 1 to 1146 and encodes 381 amino acids. Lineage: Eukaryota; Fungi; Basidiomycota; Agaricomycetes; Agaricales; Physalacriaceae. The transcript is spliced from 6 exons. Gene Ontology annotation, molecular function: ferric iron binding; oxidoreductase activity, acting on single donors with incorporation of molecular oxygen, incorporation of two atoms of oxygen.